GCCUGUGUUUCGUAUUUAUAUUAAUAAUUUUUCAAUAAUUCCGCUCACCACGAAAUAGUGUCCCGCCACAAACAUGACCAGCCAAGAGCGGAGCAUCUUGCGUAAAAUGGAGUUUCCCGAUGUGGCUCGAGACGCUCUACCAAUCAUAGAAAAUCUCAUCAUCAAUCGUAAUAAACACGACAUGGCGAUGGAUCUGAUCAGCGAAUUUAUCUUUCGCGAGCGACGUGAGGAGCAGCGUGGCGCCCCGCAGUACGGCAAACAUUCAUCGGCUCCGCGACUGUCUUCUAUCGAAGAAUUUCAGCUCGUUCUGGUCCUGUGCGAUUACUUUGCUCGGCCUGGACCCGAUGCGACACGCAAUGCUGUGUUUCUGUCACUUUUCGGUGGUUCCAACACCCGGACCAGUGUUUUGAACAAACUCAUCAGUACGGCGGUGUCCGGCUCGAUAGCACCGUUGCUGUGCGCCGCGGGGACGUGGAUGCAACAGCUGGGAUGCACCUCGCCGGCGAGUUUGGAGCUGGCUCAGUGUAUCGUGCGAGACUUCGUAAUAUUUUCCAAAAAAUCCUCCGAACAGCUGAAAUCGUUACCGUUGGUGGCGCCUCGUUUUGCAGCCAAUUUGAUAACCGCCGUAACGGACCUGUAUCUGAAUGGGGGUGGCAAAGAGCACCUGGAACCACCGCCGGAUCUACUGCUGGAAGUCAUCACCGAAUGGGUAUCAGAAACACCGUCGUUAUGUCUGGCAUCGCAACAGCAGCCAGCCCUGCCGAGUGGCGCGAUUGCAAUGCCGGUGACUACUCCUUUGGCUGGGCUCAUACGAUGGUGCGUCCUGUCCCUGUUGAUAACGGAUCAGCAGGAGCUGUACAGCAAGUUGCAUCUAGCCGUGCUUCAAUCUCUGCUCGAAGCUGCACCACCCUUUACAACACCACCUACCCUGCAGCCUAUAAAUGCUCAGCACUUGACGCUCAUCGUAAACACGGUCCAGGCCGAAAUGGAAAACCUCACGAAGCAGGGCACAAACCUGGAGGAAGAGCACUUGCAAAGCUGCCUGGAGCGGUUCGCCCAAGCCAUUCAGGUGGGGCUAACAUCGCGCUGCGUAUUUGGCAACAUUACACAACUGGUUUUUCGGCUGGAAUCGCUUCCGGGGCAGAACAAACUAUUACAAAUUGUCAUCAAUGCCAACAAAUCCAGCUAAAGAAUAUGUUACAUCCGGUGCACUCUAACGUGAAUUUAGCAAAGCGUAAUAUGUUUUUAUGUUUUACAAUACACCAUGCCGCUCUGCCCAAGACGCAC
Molecule: messenger RNA, 1287 nt
Organism: Anopheles cruzii
Lineage: Eukaryota; Metazoa; Arthropoda; Insecta; Diptera; Culicidae
Product: integrator complex subunit 15
Exons: 2
Coding region: 74-1189 (371 amino acids)
Source: RefSeq, a predicted model, not a curated record